CCUGAAUCCAACAGUUCCAUUGUUAAUAAAAAUCCAUUCACCCCUGACCCUUUUUUGCUGCUUCUCCUUUCACACCACUCCAAAGCAACGGAUCAUCAACCUACGAGGUGGUCUUCUUUUCCUUCUUUCCUGCGCGCCUGCCAGCGGUUUAAACCUUCAUCUGCGUGCCUUCCUUUUCCUUUUAGAACGCCGCCUUCGCGCAACCAGGCUAUCGGCACCGCCAAAGAUGGCGUCCGCAGUCCUGAACUCGACCAUUACCGGUCUGAGCUCAUCGGCCUCCAUCACGACCGUCUUCGAGGAGGUUUCCAAGUACAAUGUUCAGCUGAACGUCUUCGAGCGCCUCUGGGCCGCCUGGUAUCUCUGGAUGCAGAAUGACACGAUUGCGACGGGUAUCAUGAGCUUCGUCAUGCACGAGUUCGUCUACUUUGGACGGUCCCUGCCCUGGAUGAUCAUCGACGCCAUCCCCUUCUUCAACAAAUACAAGCUUCAGAAUACCAAGGUACCGACAUGGAAGGAGCAGUGGGAGUGCGCCGGUCUCGUCCUCCUCAGCCAUUGCACCGUCGAGCUUCCCCAGAUCUGGCUAUUCCACCCUGUUGCAACCUACUUCGGCCUGGACUACGGCGUCCCUUUCCCCCCUGCCUGGAAGAUUGCGAUGCAAAUCGCCGUCUUCUUCGCCGUUGAGGAUGCCUGGCAUUACUGGAUGCACCGGGCGCUGCACUACGGCCCUCUCUACAAGUCGAUCCACAAGCUGCACCACACCUACAGCGCGCCGUUCGGCCUCGCCGCUGAGUACGCGUCCCCGAUCGAAGUGAUGCUCCUGGGCUUCGGUAUCGUCGGAACCCCCAUCAUCUGGGUCUCGGUCACGGGCGAGCUGCACCUCAUCACCAUGUACCUGUGGAUCGUCCUCCGCCUCUUCCAGGCCAUUGACGCCCACUCCGGCUACGACUUCCCCUGGAGUCUGCGCCGCAUCCUGCCCUUCUGGGCCGGUGCCGACCACCACGACCUGCACCACGAGCGCUUCAUCGGCAACUACGCUUCCAGCUUCCGCUGGUGGGACUACUGCCUCGACACUGAGGCCGGUGAGGCGGCUAGCAAGCAGCGUCGCGAGAAGAAGCUGGCCCAGAUCCGGGCCAAGAAGGCGCAGUAAAUGACACGCCUCCCUCUACUAGACGAAAGCGUGCAUGACGAGCAUGUGACCGUCUUCAAUUGACACAACAUCUUGGGGGUGAGAGAAAGAGA
This is a messenger RNA of Chaetomium fimeti, 1239 nucleotides long. Its product is annotated as C-4 sterol methyl oxidase. The transcript has 4 exons. Lineage: Eukaryota; Fungi; Ascomycota; Sordariomycetes; Sordariales; Chaetomiaceae. Gene Ontology annotation, cellular component: endoplasmic reticulum membrane. Gene Ontology annotation, biological process: ergosterol biosynthetic process. Gene Ontology annotation, molecular function: C-4 methylsterol oxidase activity; iron ion binding. The coding region runs from base 227 to 1147 and encodes 306 amino acids. The record is from RefSeq and is a predicted model, not a curated record.